Paecilomyces variotii is the source of this 2041-nucleotide messenger RNA. RefSeq lists its product as hypothetical. The record is from RefSeq and is a predicted model, not a curated record. The transcript has 5 exons. Bases 347 to 1573 code for a protein of 408 amino acids. NCBI's taxonomy places the organism in Eukaryota, Fungi, Ascomycota, Eurotiomycetes, Eurotiales, Thermoascaceae.
CAGUCGGGACAUAUCUAGAUCACUUAAUAUUAAUACUUAGUCGAACGAGGCAGCGAUGAGCGGCCAGCCGCGGGAGGAAAAUUACGCCGAGGCGGUUUCUGACGGAGCUCGCGUAACUUAACCGCGCCACCGUCUUGUCCUGUCUCUGUCUCCGUCUCGUCUCGUCUUGUCUUUCCCACCCUCUCCCGUUUCCUUUUCCCUUCUGCCUCCCUCGCCCGUUCCAACACCUUCGACGCGACCGACACCCUCGCAAGUCAACCGUCAUCGAGUCUCAGCCAGUUUCGAGAACUGUAAAGUACCUCCCGGCAUCUGAAUUCAAAGAUCAGUCGUGUAUCUGGGGGAAAUCAUGGGUCGCACGGUCGACCAGGAAGUCCACGCGGCGUUCGUCGAGUUCCGCGCCAAGGAAGACGAUAAGUGUCUUUCCGUGCAGUGUAUCUACUGCCAGCAGAUCCGGGCAAAGAACACCUCUCGUCAGAAGCAACAUCUCCUCGAGUGUCCCGGUCUCCGCGGUCAUCCCAAUGCCCCUCAGCCGCAGUCAGCAGCUCCUGGCCCCAAUGGCAUCGGCCCUGCCAACGGCUAUCCCGCAACUCCAAAUGGACCAGCUGCCACAGCCCCAGGACCUGGCCCUGGGCCAGCGGCGGGCACGUUGCCCAACACAAACGGACCGAUGAUGUCCAACGGCGUCAACCCUCAUACUGCCGCGAUGCAGACGCCGCUGCAGAAUCUGUCGAACCGUCCUCCAUUGCCGACGCCGGGUGCUACCGCAGCACCAGCCGGUUCGUCGGCCGUACCUCAACCCCAGCAGCGUCCUGUUCAUACUCCUAAGUCUUCCAGUAAGCCUAGGACAAGCACCUCUAAUCUGCCCGCGCCGCCUUUGGAUGAUGUUCACGCUGCUUUCGUCGAGUUCCGCGCUAAGGAGGAAGACAAGUGUCUGUCUGUCCAAUGCAUCUACUGUCAGCAAGUUCGCGCAAAGAACACAAGCAGACAGCGCCAACAUCUGCUCGAAUGCCCGACCUACCUCAAUGUCAUGAAGGAUUCUAUUCCCGCCAACAACCUGCUCCACACAUUCCCGGAGGGUGAUAUUGCUCGCUCUUUGCAGAUACCUACGCCUUCUCUGGAACUGGAUUUCCGCAUGAGUAUAAAGCUCAACCCUAAAGUCUCCGUUGGCGCAGGCAUCUGGGGACAGAGGGACUGGAUCACCUUCAUUGGUGGACAGUGGGCUGGUCGAUGGGGCAAGGGUGUGGUUCUGCCUGGUGGACAGGAUUCUCAGGUCGUGGUGAAGGAGUUGGCCACAAGCAUUAAAGCCAACUACAUGCUACAGACUGCCGACGAGCCUCCCGCUUUCAUUGUCGUCAAGACCAAUGGUUGGUUGACUGGCGCUAAGGACGUGCUGGAAAAGCUGGCUGAUCCUAAUGUCGCCGAUACCAUUAACCCGAACACAUAUAAGUAUCGCAUCAAUCUCUCUAUGGAAACCGGUGAUGAGCGAUAUGCCUUUGUGAAUACCCUGAUGUGGAUCGGCAGCUGCUGUCGCAGAGGCCAUGAAAUCAUCUUCGACGCUUUCCGCGUGAACUGAUAUGCUACAACACGAUUUAGUUAUGCUUUGACCGUUAUUCAGCGAGUGACAUAUAUGUUCGAGUCAAAUCCCGUACUCUAGUCUGAAAUUGUGGUUCCUGAUGGUGUCUCGGUCAGAAUUGGGGUCUGUUUCUUCUUAUCGAUACUCGUAUUUCCACUCUUCCAAUUAUGAUGCUGGCACGACUUGCUUUUGUCACUUUCGACGUUGGGCGUCGUUUUUCUUUUCAAUCGGAUGGUAUUCUCUUAUCCACCAUUUAUGAUACGCAAAACUGUAACUUUUAGCCUAAGCUUAUGUGGAGCAUUUGUUUCUCGAGUGAUGUAACAAUUUGAUGGAGACCAUUUAUUUCUUUACAGGGAACGUGAACAACUCGGGUGUCUUUCCAUCUGAUAUAAUCAAACAGCCUUGAAUCAGGCUGGAUAGUUCACAGCUACUGAUGAAACAACUGCCCGAGCUUUUAUAUUAGUAAAG